Messenger RNA from Morchella importuna, 1863 nucleotides. RefSeq lists its product as uncharacterized. The transcript is spliced from 4 exons. Bases 1 to 1863 code for a protein of 620 amino acids. Lineage: Eukaryota; Fungi; Ascomycota; Pezizomycetes; Pezizales; Morchellaceae. The record is from RefSeq and is a predicted model, not a curated record.
AUGCAGUUUGAUACUGUUCAGUCUACACCUUAUACAACCAUGGCUAUAGCAAGCAGUGACCUCGAUGAUAGUGAAGGUAGUCAAGCUACAGAGAGUAGGGAGACCUGCGGUAUUAAUAUUCCAGAUGUUAUGGACAUUGAUGGGGAGGAUGCUGGCUUUGAGGAUAUUGAUAAUGACCCUCAACCAACUAUACAAUUACCACCAAAUCUAGAAAGCGAAGAGGCUAUUGAUACUGCUAAAGGACAAUGGCCGGAUGUUGACAGUGUUGGACUUCGGUUCAGUAUUCUAUCUAAAAGAGUCAGAGAUAUACAGGCAGUUAUGGCGUCUAGUAAGGGUCCCAGUGGCAACGAUUUUACCUGGCACCUGCAAGUCCUACAAUUUAUGAACUGGCAAUUGAGAGGAAUAAAAAAUCCGCAUUUACAAUCAUUACCCUCGAGGAGAGAAUGUGCUAUGAAUGUGACUAUUGGUUUUGGCAAGGGUUCAAAAGUUAGGGAGAGAAUAAUAGAGAAUGAGAAGCAAUGGAUUAAGGAUAGAAAAAUCGAGAGCAGUAAGCAGGGGAGAGCUGCCAAAUUGGUUGGUUUGUUGGAGGAUGAGGGUACAAUUAUGGCUCUUCAGGAGUGCAUCUCUAGUGCUAGUGGUGGUAAAGGGGUCAGAGCAGAAAUGAUAUGCAAAGCUGUGUCUGAAUAUUGGAAGUCCCAAACGCCAUCGGCAGAUAUGGGGGAGGAAAUUCAAUUACUAUCUACCUCCCUGCAGGAGCUUGAUGAGACAGAAAAUUCCAGUAUACUAUUUUCUCAAAAGCUCACUAUCCACGCCAAUACAGCUCGGAGAUGGCUACAUACACUAGGCUAUAGCUGGAAGGAAGUCAAAAAAGGCGUCUAUAAAGAUGGUCAUGAGAGAGAGGAUAUGGUGGAGUAUAGACAGAAUGUUUUUCUCAAAACCCUGGAGGAUCUAAAACCGCGAAUGCCAUACCCCAUUAGAGAUUCUAAUGGUGAUGUUGAAGAGGUGGAAAUUCCCUACUUGAAGCCUGGUGAUAAGCUCUGCAUACCAGUCACUCAUGAUGAAGCAACAUACAAUGCCAACGAUGGCCCACACUAUCAAUGGAUUAAAGGCGAUGAGAAUCCACUCAGAAAAAAAUCCAGGGGCCAGGGCCUUCAUAUCUCCGAAUUUAUUACACCAUAUGGACGUUUAUGUGUGCCAGAAUAUGAAUCAUCAGAUCAAGAGUUGAUUCAACAUGGGUUGCAUAAACGCUAUGUUACAGAGAUUAUACAGUGUGGUGGUGAUAUCUGGUGGGAUCAGGACCACAUAGUACAACAAACACUCACUGCCAUCAACAUUUUCGAGGCAGCAUACCCAGGUUGUCAGGCCCUCUUCCUAUUUGAUAAUGCCAGUAGUUAUAGUGCAUUUGCUGAGAAUGCAUUAAAAUCGUCAAAAAUGAACAAAGGACCUGAAGGAGAGCAACCACAUAUGAGAGAUGGAUACUGGUAUAAUGAAAAUGGGGAGAAGGUGAUUCAGUCCAUGAAUUAUUCGCAGGAUGAUGAGGGAAUUCCUUUGAAUCUUAGCGGGCAACCUAAGGGGCUGCAAAAGGUUCUGGAGGAGAGGGGGAUUUGGCCAAAGGAAGAAUACUUCUGGGCUCGCGUCAAGCUCUAUACUAGAACCAAUUGUGAGUAUGAUAUUAAAUCAUUGAGGAGAAAUGUUCCCUUAGCAUUAGAGGAAGCCUCAUCAUUGAUACCCAAAUGGUGGGGCAAAUCAUUGAGAAUCAUGGAUGUGUAUAGACAGGGAAUAGUUUAUGGAAUCGAUGAGUUUAAGGAGAAGGCAUACAAGAGUCAUAGAAGGAUAUCUGUUGAUGAUUCAAGACUGUUCUGA